AUGGACGACGGCAGCUUCGUCCAGGAGAUGCAAAGCCACCGCGCCUCGGCCGCUGCCUGGCUGGCUGCAGUGGCCACGCCGCCCCCGAGAGCCAGCUCAGUGAGCCAGGACCUGCGGUCUGCAACAGACGUGCUGCGGCGUGGCUUGGAUGUGGCCUUGCGUGUCCGCAUCUUGUUGGAGGAGUACCUCGUUCUGCACGUGCGGGAAGGCGUACCGGUGCCCCGGGCCGUGCUGCCCAGCGUAGCAUUGGGCUUCCAGCUCCUGACGACGUUGCAGGCAGCACCAAAGGCCUGGGCGGAGGCAACGGCUUUUGUCCAGAGGCACUCUGCGCUAAAGCUUCAGCAGGAACUCCAGGAAACUGCAUCGAAGAUCAGGCUGCAGCGAGGCGGCCAAGCAGCUUCUGAGGCUCUCCGAGUGGCCUCGGCGUCCCUACAGCGAAUCCUCAGCAGCGUUGAAGAAGAGACCAACUCGUACUUCGACAUUGGCGCCGUGGCGCUCUCCCUGUGCUGCGCCGCUAGAGCGGAGGGCGCCUCUGAGGGCAUUGCAGGACGCUGGCGCGAGCUGAGGGUGGCCAGCCAUUGGCAACACCACCUUGCGAGGCUUUGCGACACCACUUGGUGUUACUGGAUCCGUGAGCUCCUGCCGGUGCUCCUGGAAGAACUGCGAGGAACUUCGUUGGUAUCUGCGCUUCCGUGGCUCUUCGCGGCCUUUGCGGCCCCCUUGGAGGCUCUCGUACCCGAAGGCCGGGCCAGGGACGCACUUCUUGUGGAGCUGCGAAAGGCAUUGGAGGUGGGCAUUAUGCAGCCUCUCUGUGCGAAGAUCGAGGAGGAUCUGCGGCUGCUGGCGCAUGCGACGAUGCAGGCCAACAAAGAAGCGCUGCCGCUUGCCCCACCGGAGGAGGCUCUCGUGCUGCUACGCUUGCGGCCGCUGCGGCUGACGGCCACCGACGUCGUCGACCUCAAGGAUCAGGUCGAGCUGCGGCUGAGCCGCCACUUCUACGACCUGGCUGCACUCGCACCUCAAGAUGCCGAGGCCUAUGCCCGGAUGCGCUCUGUGGCGCUGCAGCGGUAUGGUCUGGACCUCCUCGACGGCGGCUUGCCUGCCGGCUCUCUUGCGCAGGGGCUGGAUGUCAUUGAUGUGAUGCGGAACGUUCACCUCCUGGCCACACAGUACUGCUACAGCCUUCACCAACAGUUCUUUACGCAGGCCUCCAACCAGGGCGAGGCUAAGAUUCGAACGAUCACGGUGGAGCACUUGGCCGCCUCCAUCCGCGUCCAUGGCUACGGAGUCAUCAACACCGCCGUGAACUACAGCGUUGGCUUCAUCAAGCGCAAGCUCGAGGUGGUGGCUGAAUUCCUUGCGGAUGAAUCUGUCAAGUCGCGACUCCUGGCCGACAAGCAGUGGAUGCAGGGGCGGAGUUGCUACACCUGGGCGCGGGGUGUGGAGUCGGCAAAGGUCAUCCGAAGGCUUGGUGCCGGCCGUGAUGGUGUGUCUUUCCUGGACAAGCUCCGACAGGUAGUGUCGCAGAUCGGGAACAGCCUCGGCUAUGUUCGGAUGGUGAGGACGGCAGGCAUGCGAAGCAUGGCCGGAAGCUUGGACUUUCUCGAGGCGGCUCCUUGGCUAGGUCGACGGGAGUCAGGCGGUGGAGACAACCUCGGCAACGAUUUCUUGGAGGCUGCAGAGACCGCGUGUGGAGAUGCUGCAGUGAAAGAGGCCGCUCACCUGGCAGACACCGCAGCGCGCAGUGUCCGACGGUGCUUCGAGGCGAGCACGGACCAUCUGAACCUGCUCGCAGAAGUUUUCGCGAAAGCGCUCGCGAGGCAGGGCAGUGCAGCACCACGCCUCUUCCAUCUACUAGUGCCAAUCUUGGGCUGCUGCUUCCUGGAUUCGCUUCUCUUCGGGCGCGAGCUAUUGGCAAAGCGUGCAGUUACGCCUACCGGGGCCAAAGGGGAUGCCGUGCUCUUUGACGACGGCUUUGCCGUGGGGGUGGCUUUUGUGCUGCGUGUCUUUGGCCUGGACCGGGACUUCCAGUCCCUUCAUUGGUUUCAGACGGAGAUCGCCGACAGCGAUGUCGCGGCGGGGCGGGCGCGUGAAGCGGCUGGGCUUCCUUUCCAGGACUCCCAGAGAUCUGCGGCCCAAGCAGCCGCAGACCGCCGCGCGCUUCUGACCUCGGCACUGGGGCAGCUCGCAGCAGCACUCGAGGCCGCGAGCGCCCUCUUCGGGGCGCAUGCCGCAGAGCCCACAGCUCCUGAGGAGCACGGCCCUGCGCCAGACGACUCCGUCGAUGAUGCGGGCGACGACGCUACCGACGAUGUCAAGAAAAGCGCGAUCCUCCUCCAAGUCACCGACAUCUGGGGGAAUGCGCGCAUCCAGUCGCUAUUCCAGUGGCAUGCAGGGCUGUCGGACGAGGAGCGGAGCGGCGCGAAGCCCAAAGGCCGCAUCGCUGAAAGCUGCGAGGACGAGCAAAGCCUUGGCAGUGGGGACUUGGAUGCCUCUCGCGCCAGGGUGGAGGUGAAGACUGCCCUGGUCUCCGUCUUCGACAAGGCUGGCUUGGAGGAUCUGGGAAAGUUCCUGGCCUCCAAGGGCGUUCACAUCCUUUCCACGGGCGGUACGGCCGCAAAGCUUCGCGACCUGGGAUGCACUGUCCAGGAUGUCGCCGACUACACAGGGUCCCCGGAGAUCUUGGAUGGGCGUGUGAAGACGCUCCACCCCAAGGUGCACGGAGGCCUCCUGGCCGCGCGCGGCAACGCCGGACACGAGGCGGAGAUGGAGAAGCACGGCAUUCGAAAGAUUGAUCUCGUGGUGGUCAACCUGUAUCCGUUCCAGGAGGCUGUUGCCAAAGGUGGGGAUUUCGCCACCUGCAUCGAGAACAUCGACAUCGGCGGCCCAGCGAUGAUCCGAGCCUCAGCGAAGAACAACGCGGCUGUGACCAUCCUUACCAGCCCCAGCCAGUACGGCACCUUCAUGCAGCAAGUCUCCGACAACGCUGGCUGCACAACUUUUGCUUUCCGCAAGAACAUGGCCGCAGCCGCUUAUGCGCUCACCUCGUCCUACGACUCGGCCGUGAGCGCAUGGAUGGCUGGCGAGGUGACUGAGCCGCCCGCGAAGAAGACCCUCACCUUUGACCUGCAGAUGCCGCUGAAGUAUGGCUGCAACCCCCAUCAGCUGCCUGCCGGGCUUUGCGCCGUGGCUGGCGGCAAGCUGCCCUUCGAGGUGCUGAAUGGCACGCCGGGCUACAUCAACCUGCUGGACGCCAUCAACGCCUGGCAGCUGGUUCAUGAGCUUGGCAAGGCAACUGGUCUGCCAGCAGCCGCCUCCUUCAAGCAUGUCAGCCCGGCUGGUGCUGCCAUCGGGCUCCCUUUGAGCGAUGAGGAGAGGCUGGUCUAUGAGGUCAAGGACAAGGAGCUCACGGAUGUUGCAGCAGCCUACGUGCGUGCCAGGAAUGCUGACCCUAUGUGCUCCUUUGGCGAUUUCGUUGCCAUCUCUCACGAGGUGGACGUGGCCACAGCAAUGAUUUUGAAGAUCGAGGUCAGUGAUGGUAUCAUCGCUCCGUCCUUCGUCCCUGAGGCGUUGGAGACCCUCAAGGCGAAGAAGGGCGGCAAGUUCAUCGUCUUGAAGGCUGAUGCAGGCUUCAAGUACAGCGAUCUCGAGUAUCGAAUGGUCGGGGGUGUGGGCUUCAUGCAGAAGCGCAACGAUGCCAUCUUCGAUGCUUCGAAACUCGCAGAGGUUGUUACGUCCAGCAAGACCAUCCCAGACAAGGCCCAGAAGGACCUCAUCUUGGCUUCCAUCGCCAUCAAGUACACCCAGUCCAACUCGGUCGGCUACAGCAAGAAUGGCAUGAUGGUCGGCGUCGGUGCAGGCCAGCAAAGCCGCGUCGACUGCGUCAAGCUGGCGGGUCGCAAGGUGGCGACUUGGUGGCUGCGCUUCCACCCGAAAGUGAAGGGUCUGCCCUUCAAGGACGGCGUCAAGCGUCAGGACCGCGUGAAUGCCCGGGUGCGCUACAUCGAAGGCGAUAUGGAGGAGGCCGAGCGCACUGAGUGGCUGAAGAACUUCGAUGCCCCCCCGGAGCCGCUCUCGGCUGAAGAGAAGAGCACCUUCCUCAAAGGCCUGGAUGACGUCGCCAUCUCCUCGGAUGCUUUCUUCCCCUUCCGGGACUCUAUCGACCAUGCGACCAGGCUUGGUGUGAAGUUCGUUGCCCAGCCCGGCGGGUCCGUGGCAGACAAGGAGGUCAUCGAUGCCUGCAACACCUAUGGCAUGACCAUGGCUUUCACUCAGCUUCGCCUCUUCCAUCACUGA
Molecule: messenger RNA, 4296 nt
Organism: Symbiodinium sp. CCMP2592
Lineage: Eukaryota; Dinophyceae; Suessiales; Symbiodiniaceae
Source: the annotation of a GenBank genome assembly